Molecule: messenger RNA, 1969 nt
Organism: Harpia harpyja (harpy eagle)
Lineage: Eukaryota; Metazoa; Chordata; Aves; Accipitriformes; Accipitridae
Gene: MSS51
Product: MSS51 mitochondrial translational activator
Exons: 6
Coding region: 267-1775 (502 amino acids)
Source: RefSeq, a predicted model, not a curated record
CCCCACCGCCGCCACCGGUGGCUUUCGGGGCGGGUGCCGGACCCCCGGAGCGGGUUGGCCCGUUCCCUGGGAGGGGAUGACCAGAAUAGCUCCCCUAUCCGAUUCCUGCCAGAGGGGCCGCAGCCACUCUCCUCCACUGCUAUCUUUUUGGGGCUGACAUUUGAGCCCAGCCCUCCCUCGUUGGCAGCGGGACGUGCACCAGAGCUGCCCGGCAUCAACCGGCUCCUCCGUCCUCCCUGCUGCCACAGCCGGGGACGAGCAGCGGGAUGGCGGGCGGGAGGCGGCGCGGGGGCGGCGGGCGGCGUGGGGGACCCCGGCAGCACCCGGGGAACCAAGAACCAACCCCCUCACCUGCAUCCCUCUCUCCCGCAGCCACCAUGGCCCAGCAAAACGCAGGCACUGCCCCCAAAACCGGCCGCCCCAAGAAGCCCAUGGAGGAGCCGGUGGCAAGGGCACCUGAUGUGGACUCACUGGGCUUCCAGGCCAUGGACCGCAACGUGCCAGGGCUGUCCCACGUCAUCCUCCAGAAGCUCAACAUGAAGAGCUACGAGGACUACAAGUCUGCCAUGGAUGGGAGAAAGAGUGGCAGGGAUUUUGGCAUCCGGACUUACUUCGACAUGUUCCAGAAGAUGGAGGACACCUUCAAGUUUUGCGCUGAGUGCAAGAAGCUCCCCGAUGCCCUCCCUGACCCCAAAAGCCUCCGACGAUGCAAGAGGUGCCAAAACGUGUACUACUGCGGCGUGGCAUGCCAGCGUGCCAACUGGCCGCUGCACAAGAAGUUCUGCAAGAAGCUGAAGCUGGUGGCCCUAGAUCGGCUGGUGGAGUGGCUCAUCUUCACAGGAGACAUCCCCUUCCCCACAGAGACCUGGACAAAACCUGCCCAGGACGUGGAGGGCUGGGAGGACUGGUUCUCCAUGCAGGGGCAGCUGGAGGAGAAGCUGGGCGCCAUCCUGGCCGGGCGGUACAUGACCCUCCUCUGGGCCAACGCUGGGAAGCCCCGGCCAGAGGAUGGGGAGCUGCGCGAAUCUGUCCGGCGGCUGGUAACUGACUUCCACUCGCGGCCGCUCACCAUCGGAUUGGGGCUGCGGCUUUUCAGCAUCGACCCCCUCGCCAAGGCCCUCACUGUGCAUGUGGUGGGGGCAUCCCACGUCGAGACCCUCAACACCCGGCUGACGGACUACGACGAGCUGACGCGCAUGUUCCCGGGGCACCGGGGCAUGGAGUUGGUGAUGGUGGGGGUGGACGUGGUCGAUGGGCCCAUCAUGAGGCCACCCCUGGCCACGCCGGCGCCCCAGGGAAGGGUCUAUCUCAGCAGCUACAAGGGACUCUACCACGACUUCUGGGAGAGCCACGUGGAGACCAAGCUGGCCGCCCGCCCUGAUUUGGUGGUGGGCUUUCACCCAGGUUUCCAUGCCUGUCCAGACUUGCUGGCAGGCUGGCUGCCCACCCUGCUGCUGCUGCGGGACUACCGCCUGCCUGUCCUCUUCACCGUUUACAGUGAGCAGGAGCUGAAGUCCUCCCUGCAGAUCCUGGUGGAGCUUGAGACGCACAUCAUGGGCUACGCCACCAACCCCUUCGCCUCGCUCCGGCCAGAGCAGGUCUACUCCAGUCCCAACAAGGCACCCGUCUACUGCAGCUCCUACUACAUCACCCUGCUGGGGCCGGUGGCAUUGGCUGUGCCGGGUGCUGAGGAGCUGGAGGACGGUGAUGGCUGGCAGGGAGGGGAGCCCAGUGCUGCCAGUGCAGCUGGGAGCAUCGCCCCAGGGCUGGGCUGACCCCACGCAGCCAGUGUUGCCCUGCCUACCGGACCCCCAGCCCCUCGUGGCCCCAUCCCAGGAACCCGUCUCCCCGUACACGGAUCAGCGAUCCAGCCAUCCUUCACUGCACACGUCCAGUCCCGGGGGACGCAGCAUGCUGGCACAGGCGUGGCACCCCUCCAUGGCACUGAAUAAACCACCACCAGCUGCCG